GAAGUGCGGCAAAGGGAAACCAGAAGUGCGGCUCGGAGCGGCCGGAAGUGCGGUGGGUGAGGCACCAGCGGGCGGAGCUCGGCAGAUCCCCGCUGCGGGUUUGGGCUCCCGCUCGCGCCCCUUCCCACACGCGCACCGGGCGCCGUCCCCGCGCCCCCACCGCCAUGUUCUUCACCUGCGGCCCCAACGAGGCCAUGGUGGUGUCGGGGUUCUGCCGCAGCCCCCCCGUGAUGGUGGCGGGCGGACGGGUGUUGGUGGUGCCGUGUCUGCAGCAGAUCCAGCGCAUCUCCCUGAACACGCUGACCCUCAACGUGCGGAGCGAGAAGGUUUACACCCGCCACGGGGUCCCCAUCUCCGUCACCGGCAUUGCCCAGGUGAAGAUCCAGGGGCAGAACAAGGAGAUGCUGGCGGCCGCCUGCCAGAUGUUCCUGGGCAAAUCGGAGAGUGAGAUCGCCCAGAUCGCCCUCGAGACCCUGGAGGGCCACCAGCGGGCCAUCAUGGCCCACAUGACAGUGGAGGAGAUCUACAAGGACCGGCAGAAGUUUUCGGAGCAGGUUUUCAACGUGGCGUCGUCUGACCUGGUCAACAUGGGCAUCAGCGUCGUCAGCUACACCCUCAAGGACAUCCACGACGACCAGGACUACCUGCACUCCCUUGGGAAGGGCCGCACAGCGGAGGUGCAGCGCGACGCCCGCGUGGGGGAGGCGGAGGCGAAACGGGACGCAGGGAUCCGCGAGGCCCGUGCCCGGCAGGAGCAGCUCUCAGCCCAGCUGCUGAGCGAGACGGCGAUGGCGCAGGCGCAGCGCGACUUCCAGCUGCAGCAGGCGCAGUGCGACGCCGCCGUCAGCGCCCGCAAAGCCCAGGCGGACCUGGCCUAUCAGCUGCAGGUGGCGAAGACGAAGCAGCAGAUCGAGGAGCAGCGGGCGCAGGUGCUGGUGGUGGAGCGGGCGCAGCAGGCGCAGCUGCAGGAGCACGAGAUCGGGCGGCGCGAGAGGGAGCUGGAGGCCACCGUCAGGAAACCCGCCGAGGCCGAGCGCUUCCGCAUGGAGCGCCUGGCCGAGGCCGAGAGGCUGCAGCUGAUGACUCAGGCGGAGGCCGAAGCCGAGGCCAUGCGGGUGACCGGAGCUGCCCGGGCUGCCGCGGUGUCGGCGCGGGCGCGGGCGGAGGCGGCGCAGGCGGAGGCGAAGGCGGCGGCGUUCGCUCAGUUCCGUGAGGCCGCCGUGGUGGAUCUGGUGCUGCAGCGGCUGCCGCAGGUGGCGGAGGCGGUGGCGCAGCCGCUGCUGGGGACGCGCCGGGUGACGGUGGUGUCCGGAGGCUCCGGGGACAUCGGCGUGGGGAGGCUGCCAGCAGAGAUCCUGGAUGUGGUCACAAAGCUGCCCGGCGCCGUGGAAGCGCUGACGGGGGUCAGCAUCACUCAGGCGGCACAGCAGAAGCCGGACUGCGUGGCCUGAGCUGAUGCUGC
Phasianus colchicus (ring-necked pheasant) is the source of this 1462-nucleotide messenger RNA. RefSeq names its product flotillin 1 (gene FLOT1). Gene Ontology annotation, molecular function: protease binding. The record is from RefSeq and is a predicted model, not a curated record. Gene Ontology annotation, biological process: positive regulation of endocytosis; positive regulation of cell junction assembly; protein kinase C signaling. Lineage: Eukaryota; Metazoa; Chordata; Aves; Galliformes; Phasianidae. Gene Ontology annotation, cellular component: cytoplasmic vesicle; flotillin complex; plasma membrane.